Molecule: messenger RNA, 1493 nt
Organism: Silurus meridionalis
Lineage: Eukaryota; Metazoa; Chordata; Actinopteri; Siluriformes; Siluridae
Product: olfactory receptor 52K1-like
Biological process (GO): G protein-coupled receptor signaling pathway
Cellular component (GO): membrane
Molecular function (GO): olfactory receptor activity; G protein-coupled receptor activity
Source: RefSeq, a predicted model, not a curated record
UUAAGAUGAUGUUAUCUCUUGUUCAGAAUAUUUCAUUUAGAACAUUUACACUUACUGGUUUUCAUGAUUUAGGGGAAUGGCGAGCCAUUCUAUCCAUUCCCUACCUUCUUUUAUUUUUAUUGUCUUCUGUAUCAAACAUUACACUCAUAUAUUUAAUUGUAUCUCAAAGGGCUCUUCACUCUCCAAUGUGUAUUCUAAUUGGUCUUAUGGCAGUUGUUGACCUCUCUUUGCCAAUAUUUUGUGUGCCUCACAUGUUGCUAAAUUUCAUAUUCAACUGGACAGAAAUUUCACUUGUAGGUUGUUUGGUGCAAAUGUUUUGCAUUCUGUUUGGUAUAUUUCAAUAUACUGUACUGCUUUGGAUGGCUCUGGAUCGUUUUUUUGCUAUAUGCAAACCUCUUAAUUACCACAAAUACAUGAAAAUGACCAAUUUUCUAAAAUUCAUCAUUUUUCCAGUUAUCAGAAAUAUGAUCUUAAUUACCACAAUGGUCUCUUGGGCUGGGAAAUUGACAUUUUGUUCAACAAAUGAAAUAAAUCAUUGUUUUUGUGAACACAUGGCAUUGGUUCAGCUGGCAUGUGGAGAUAUUUCCAUUAACAAUGCAUUAGGGCUUUCUGUUAUCUUUCUAACAAGGACUGCUGAUUUUAUUUUAAUUACAAUAUCAUAUGUGAUAAUACUUUCUUCUGUUCUGAGAUCUGGCAAAACCUGCUUUAAAGCUGUUAACACCUGCAUUACUCAUAUAAUUGUCUUUACAGUUAGUCUGACAUUUGCUUUAAUUGCUUUUUUGUCAUACAGAAUAAGCAACAACUUUUCUCCCUCCAGCCGUGUCUUCCUGAGUACAAUGUAUCUGCUUUUUCCAAGCUGUUUUAAUCCAAUUAUUUAUGGUGUACGAACCAAAGAAAUAAGAGAACAGUUUUUAAAAAUUAUUAAACAUGUCACGGUCUUUCCAAAGUAAUCAAAUAUGCACAUUGUCUCACAUUAUAGACAUACCAUUACAAAAAUCAAGUUACUUUAUAAUAAAACAAAAUGAUAUAGUUUUGCAGUUAUAUAACUACAUUGCAAUUUUAAAGUGUAGAUUGAAAUGAAAAUUGUAAUUGAUUAAUAAAAAAAUAUUCAUUUAAUGGAUGUGAUAAGUGAAUUGAUUGUAAUGCUUUUGGAGAGGAGUGAAAGGAACUUUAACUGUUAUCGCUGCUCUGGUUGACCAUGAAUUUGCUUUUGUAGCCUUCCCAUUUUCUAGCUAGUUCUCCUCUCUUUCAUGACAACUACUAACUGGUAAGUCUAACAUGCACUAUAUUUUAUCAAACUGUCAUUCAAUUAAAACCAUAAAACAGCUAAUAUGUGCUCUCUUCUGUAUAUGUGAGCUCACAGAUGGAAAAGAAUGGCUACGAAUGGUGCAAUUAUACUCUCUUGGACUCCUUUUACAGUGUACAUUGGUAUUUUGAUAAUUCAAUCCUGUGAUCUGUCAAAGAACAUUGGAAUGAUUUAUCAUCUGUUAGCA